AUGUAUCCUAGCACCCUGAACAAUCCAGCGGAUCAGAUGGAUGUGAUUGGUGUCGGUGGGAUCGAUUUUGAGGACAACAUUGCCAGGUUCUCCUCGCGCGGGAUGACUACAUGGGUGCGUCUCACUCACAGCAUAACCCUGAAUAACCUCUCAAAUGUCUAUCUCAGUGUACUCUUACCUUUCCCAGUAAGACUAAACUGAACUCUGUUCCCCAGCCUACCUGUUAUCAGUCCCAGACUAGACAUCUAACCCUGUGAUCUGCAGCCCCCGUCUCUCACACUCAGCCAUAGGAAAACACUGAGAUAGAGGAAUUGAAUUUGUUCAGACCAUGAAGCCUGUUUUUUGUGGGACAUAUAAAUGAGGAAUGCAAACAAAUCUCAGUUUACUCACUUACUUAUAUGGCGCUGCCUACUCCUGAUGAUUAUUUUUCUAAUCAAAUGAGCAAAAAAUAUUUAGCUUUGUCUGGGAUGCUAAACCAUUCAAGAUAAAGCGUGCCUAUCUAUAUAAUGAAUAUGAACUGGGUGGGUUGAGAUUAUUAAAUAUAAAAGCACUAAACCUCUCUAAAAGCUUCACUUAUACAAAAGUUUUACUUGAACCCUAAAUUACUAAUAAAAGCUCAUCCAUUGUUUAAAAAUGGCCUUUUUGCCUUUGUGCAGAUUGAUAUGUCUCAUUUUCGAUAAUUGAAAAUGAAACCUUUUUCAAAGUAUCUCUCUUUUUCAAACAAGCAUUGCAGAGCUGGUUACAAUUUCAAUUUCAUCCCCCUGAAAAGAUAGAACAAAUAUUAUGGUUGAACUCAAAUGUGCUGGUUGAUAAAAUACCUGUAUUUAUGGAAAAUAUGUUUUAAAAGGGUAUUUUGUUUUUAAACGACAUUGUAAAUUGGAAUGGUAGAGUUAUGUCUUUCAUGGAGUUAUCAGAAUUGUAUGGGAAGGUCUGCUCAAUCCAAGAUUACAACCAAUUGAUUACAGCAUUACCCAAAAAUGGAGGAGGCAGGUGGCAGCGGGAGGAGGUAGGGAACUGGUCUGUCUGCCCAAUAUAAAGGCUCAACUGGCAGAGGAAUAAAGAUUGCAUAUAUACCAGUUUCAUUUGUAGACCAGGAUGUUGACAGCUGUGCCAUACAGAUUGCAAAAUAGUUGGGAAGAGAUUUCUGAUGUACCGAGUCCAUGGUACAGGGUGUAUGAGUUGAUAUAUAAAACUACGGAAGAUUCAAGACUUUGUGCUUUUCAGCUAAAAUUAUUGUACAGAAUUCUUGCCACCAACAAAAUGUGGAAUAUUUGGUGCAUACAAUAAUCACAGCUCUGCAGAUUUUGUUGUGAGGAUACAGAAUCAAUAGAUCAUUUGUUUUGGUAUUGCCCUCAGGUAGCCUGUUUCGGGUCUCAGGUUCAGGAAUGGCUGAAAAAGCAUAACAUUAAUCUAAAAUUGACCCUAGAAAUAGCAUUGUUGGGAGAUCUGGAGAGACCUGGUCUCUGAACUGUGGGGAGAUCUUGGAGGGCGGUUGGGAGCUUGGGCCAGUGGCUGAUAGGUCGCUGGUUCGGGUCCCCGUUUUUGACCUUGUGGGAGAUCUGUCGACGUGCCCUUGAGCUGACCCUGGUUGCUUCUGUGGGUCGCUCUGGAUGGGAGUUUGUUAGAUGACUGAAUGUAAUGUUGAGCGGCUUCACUGCUAGUAGAUUGUAUGUUUUAAUAUUUAAAAAUAAAAAAACAUUGUCUGUUUUUUUCCAUGUUCUCCUCUCUCACUCACUCUUUAUUCAACACGAUUCUCUCUGCCUGCUGUUUUAGGAGCUGCCUGGGGGGUAUGGCAGAGUGAAGCCUGACGUUGUGACCUAUGGCUCUGGGGUGAGGGGCUCAGGGAUGAAGGAGGGCUGCCGCUCUCUCUCAGGAACCAGUGUAGCAUCACCUGUAGUGGCAGGCGCUGUGACCCUACUGGUGAGGUGAGUUCUCACAAUCAGUACCUUUACGGGUUCAUUUAUGUUUGUGUGUAUGAGUAUAGUUUGUGUGUAUGAAAAAGUUGCUUGUUCCUUGCCUGGCUGUCUACACCUCCCUCUUCCCCUGGCCCCUCCCUCCCACAUGCUCUUAGCUCUCCCCCAUGCUCUUAGCUCUCCCCCACUUCCUCCACAACACACACACUCUCUCACACACAUACAUAUAUGUUAUUCAUGGUCAAACUUUGCUUUGUGAGAAAUACGUUGCUGCUUUUUAUCUGUGAGCAGAAUAACUUUAGAACAUAGUGUUACAAGGAGUGGCUGCUGCAUUCCCUACCAGAGGCAUGACUACUUUUUACUGAAAUGCUGAGACAUGGCUAAUGGUGAACAUACUUCUAUAGUCUGCCAGCAGUUUACUCUCAAUUUAUUUGGUUCAAUAAUUACCAUUGCAACAUAUCUCAAUGGGUUGUCAUACAUCUUGUGUCUGUAAACAUUAUGCUACUAGCUAGCUACAGCCUAAUGUAUAGGGCUAGUAGCAUUAAAGCACAGUAUCAGUAUCUGAAGGAGACAUCUUACUCAGCAGCAUUUCUCUUAAGAGACCAUGAACACCUCAUUUGCAGUGUUAGUGACAUAGUUAUCAGCUGAUAAAUUGCAACAACUGUCUUCAGGUUCAAGAUGCAGUUACAAUUUAACAGAAAUAAUGUUUGUCUGUGUGUUGUGGACCAUUUGGAAUAAAUGAAAUUGAUAGCUAUCCUUCACUUCAAAACAACAAGGACACAGACAUUUAACAGAAUCAAUCUACUUUCCCUCCAGGGAAGGAGCUGACACACUUUCACUUUUUCUCUCCACUUCUUAUGUUUGUAUCUCUUAAGAUCCAGACCGAUUGACUUCUCACGUCUCUUACAAAUGGGUUUAUUGCACCUAAAUCUCCAUCUCUCCGUCUCUGUUUCUAAAAUCUCAUCCCUCUUUUUCUCAUAGCAAGCUGUUGAGUCAGAUGGAAGCUCUCAUUUGCUUUUUAUUUCUCAUCUUUAUUGAUCAUUGAAACACAAUGCAAAGUUAAUGUAAUAGUUGUUAAUCCAGCUGUGUCCCUCCUACAGCACAGUGUUGAACAGAGAGCUGGUGAACCCAGCCAGUAUGAAGCAGGCUCUGAUCGCCUCAGCACGGAGGCUCCCUGGAGUCAACAUGUUUGAACAGGGCCACGGAAAACUGGACCUCAUCAGAGCCUACCAGAUCCUCAACAGCUACAAACCCCAGGCCAGGUUCUACACACACUCAUCAUACACUCUGUUUACAUAGUAUUCACUUUGUUAUAUGUUCACUCUUUUUACUUAUUGAAAAGGUUCUAGCAAUGUCCAGUGGUCCUCUUUCAUAACUAACCUGAUCUCAUGUUGAUUUGAUCCUGUUUGUCUUUAGUCUCAGUCCCAGCUACAUCGACCUGACUGAGUGCCCCUACAUGUGGCCCUACUGCUCCCAGCCCAUCUACUACGGUGGCAUGCCCACCAUCGUCAACGCCACCAUCCUCAAUGGCAUGGGUGUGACUGGCAGGAUUUUGGACAAAGUACUUUUAUAUAGAAGGCUUUAGGUCUCAUGUUCUGACAUGCUGUGUUCUUUUAGUUGGAUCAUCCUCCCGUUUGGUGACAUUCUCCUUUUUUGUGCUGUCCAGCCCAUCUGGCAGCCUUACCUACCACAGAAUGGUGACCACAUUGAUGUGGCAGUCUCCUAUUCGCCAGUCCUCUGGCCCUGGGCUGGAUACCUGGCAGUCUCCAUCUCUGUCGCCAAGAAAGCUGCAUCAUGGGAGGGGAUUGCCCAGGGUCAUGUGAUGGUGACCGUGUCCUCGCCUGCUGGGAAUAAUGUGAGUAACAACCAGGAUAUGUUUAGCAUAUUUACCGUAUCUCACCUUUCACUGUUUUUUUUAUGUGAUUUCUGUAAUCUCACACUGACAUCCUCUAAUGUAGAUUUUUAACCAGAGAGCAUCAUAUUUAGAUACUACUGUUAGGGUUAGCGUUAUCAAGCUACCUGCUAGCAAAAUAGCUUGCUGUAUCCUGGGUCAAUAAUAUGCCAUUUAACAGACGCUUUUAUCCACAUUUUUGUGUAUGGGUGGUCCCGGGGAUCGAACCCACUACCCUGGCGUUACAAGUGCCGUGCUCUACCAGCUGAGCUACAGAGGACCACCAUCAAUGGUUCAAUGUUCUGACCCUCAUUGUUGUGUAAUUCCUCAGUCUGAGGUGGGUGGGGAGAUGACCUCUACGGUUAAACUGCCAGUCAAGGUGAAGAUAGUGCCCACUCCUCCUCGUAGUAAGAGGGUUCUGUGGGACCAGUACCACAACCUGCGCUACCCGCCUGGCUACUUCCCUCGAGAUAACCUGCGCAUGAAGAAUGACCCACUGGACUGGUGAGUUCUUUGGGCAACUAUUUACCUCAGUAUCACUGUUUAUUUUUAAGAGAUAAUAUUAGGCUGUUUCAGGUGUACUGGCUAUUUGGGGUCAUUGCAGUCUGCAGUGCAACUCUUAAAACGUGCCUAUAGAGGGUGCCAUAGCAUAAGAGCAAGCCAGACCUUUUUCCCCUUUACAAUCAUAGCUUUUUUUUGUGAUUGGUGUCUUGAUAUUAGCUUUGUCUGAAUCAUUUGUAGGAAUGGAGAUCACAUUCACACCAAUUUCAGGGACAUGUACCAGCAUCUGAGGAGUACGGGUUAUUUUGUGGAGGUCCUGGGUGCACCCAUCACCUGCUUUGAUGCUAGUCAAUAUGGUGAGAAUAUUUUUGCUCUCUUUGUCAGUUGAUUGUGAUCUAAAAUAUUUUAGAGAGGGAUAUGGGGGAGCAGCACCUGAAUGAAUGGCUUCUCAUGCUGUCAUUGCUUACAGCAGUAGUUCCAGUGCCUCUGCAUGCAAAGCAGAGAUUAUUGUUUUUCUGUGUCUCGGUCUGACAUUUUCUGUAUGUGUUUAGGGACAUUGAUGAUGGUGGACAGUGAAGAGGAGUACUUUCCAGAGGAGAUAACCAAGCUGCGGCGAGACAUUGAUAAGGGACUGUCUCUCAUUGUCUUCAGUGACUGGUACAACACUUCUGUCAUGAGGAAAGUAAAGUUCUACGAUGAAAACACCAGGUAGGUAUUAUAACCCCACUUUGUAGCUUCUCUGAAUCUCUCUCAUAAACUAAAGUCCUCAUUCAAACAUCAAAGGACAGACAGGGCAUCAAGCCUCAGCAUAACCUGUGUCAAUAGGGGACGGCUGUAGCCUUGAGGUUAGAGGAGUGGGCCAGCCGGUUCGAAUCUCAGUGUUGAUGGGGUGUAAAUUCUGGCGUAAGUAAGCCGGCAAUCUCAGGUGUCACCUACUUGCGAGGGACUAAUCCCCUUAAACUGCUCAUUGGGUGCUGCACUGCGAUUGCCCUCUGCUCCAGCCUGUUUGUGUGUAUAUCAAAGGGGUUGGGUAAUGAAAAAGCAGAAGACAAAUGUCAGUUUUGUAUGGACUAAUAAAAGUACAUCUUAUACUUACCGUAAAACUUACAUUAAUGGGCGUUCAUUUGCUUCAAUCACUGAACACAACAGGCGCUUAGAGACAGGCUUCUACAGUAUUUGAGCCAGGUGUCCAUUUCCUUAAUGCACAAAGUUUUUGCUUAGUAAAAUGUUGAAAAGACUACCACACUGUUUAUUGUGAUUAGUAUGACCAGUAUAAACAUUAUAAUAAGCAAUCCAUCGCAGAUCUGACUUGCAAAGACUAGGCUGCCUUAUCAUAUACCCCCGAUUUCGCGCUUCAGAGCUAUGUCUAUGGUAACCUCAUAAACAAUUAAUUUAGACCCAGCGUUUAUUUGAAACAGGCGUUUAUUUGCUGAAAUGUGUGCCGAUGCCCGGCAUAUUAGCAUAGACAUGACAUCAGUCAAAACAAGAUAUGGUAUCAAUAACAAGAUACGAGCUGAAAUGAGCCACCUACGAUUCCCCACAAGGCAGCUUGUUGUCAUUGUUGCUAGCUAUCAGACCAUCCAGAAUCAUAGCAACACACUGCCCCAUCGACGCGUGCUCAUCGUUUUCGUGACGUUGUCAGCUAGCCCAUCUAUGUUGUACAGGUGGCCUUUCAUUUGUAUCCCCUCUCAUGGGUUGAAUAUGUUCUCCUCAGGCAAUGGUGGAUGCCAGACACAGGGGGCGCCAACGUACCAGCUCUAAAUGAUCUGAUCUCUGUAUGGGGGAUGGCCUUCAGUGAUGGGCUCUAUGAGGGAGACUUCACCAUGGCAGACCACGACAGUAAGAACACACACGCGCUCACACACCCUCAUUCACUCGCUGUGUCACUCAUUUGUGUGUAAAUCUAGAAAAUGAAUCAAGGUGAGAUGGAUUAAUACAUGUUAUAUUAUUUAGUGUAAUGUUUAAACUCGUCUGUCUCCUCAGUGUACUAUGCAUCAGGCUGCAGUAUUGCAAAGUUUCCAGAAGAUGGGAUUGUGAUUGCCAAGACCCUAAAGGAUCAAGGUGCAAACACCCACUUCCACAAUACACCUGACAGCGGUUACCGUGGAGAUGUUCCCGUGGCUGUAUAUUCUCGUGUCUCUCUCCUUUCUCUCAUCUCUCUCACAUAUUCACUCCCCCCCCCACACAUAUUCAAUCCCCCCCUCUUUCUUUCUUUCUUUCUUUCUUUCUUUCUUUCUUUCUUUCUUUCUUUCUUUCUUUCUUUCUUUCUUUCUUUCUUUCUUAUUUCCUCAGGGCUGGAGGUCUUGAAGCAGGAGACUGUGGUUGUGGAUGGUGUUCCCAUACUGGGAAUGUACCAAACACCGUCUGAAGGGGGAGGUCGGAUAGCCCUUUACGGAGACUCAAACUGUAUAGAUGACAGUCACAGGCAGAAAGGUAGAGACCCCGCCUGCAUUUUCAGACCUCUAAAACCAUAUUAUCUGAGAAACUGUCAGUUAUUGAAAUUUGUAUGAUUUGAACUUAUCUGAAAUUAUCAGUUGGUGUGGUUUUGACCAUUGUGUUGUGUUCCCCCCAUAGACUGUUUCUGGCUACUGGAUGCUCUCCUGCAGUACACCUCCUACAGCAUGACACCUUCUAGCCUCACCCACUCCAAGAGCAGGGUGGCUCCUCCCACUGGCACCAACCACCCCCUGCCAGAGAGACUGGAGGGUAAGACAAACACUAAGCCCUCAAACAUAUCCAGCUCAGCACUUGUGUUUCAGCUUUACAUACUUAGUUGCUAUCCCUCUCCUCCACAGGUAAUCAUCUAUAUCGGUACUCAAAGGUAUUGGAGGCUCACCUGGGAGACCCAAAGUCACGCCCACUCCCUGCCUGCCCUCACCUGUCAUGGUCCAAGCCACAGCCACUUAACGAAACGGCACCCAGGUGUGUGCCAAGUCUCUAAGCCAUGUAACAAUGUCCCUACCCCCUGAAGUGUUAUUCCUUUGGUUAAUUUCCAUCUCCUGGCUUUCCUUUCAUUUUCUAUCAAACAUAUGGGGAGAUUAUGUUGAAUACACUCUCCUUAACUGUUAAUCUCCUCCAUAUUGAUAAGUACAGUGUCGUAACGCGCAUCCAUGGCUUUAUUUGUUACACAGUAACCUAUGGAAGCACCAGAAGCUGCUAUCUAUUGACAUGGACAAAGUGGUGCUGCCCAACAUCAGAAACUACAAACCUCAGGUCCGGCCUCUGUCUCCUGGGGAGAGUGGAGCCUGGGACAUCCCUGGAGGUGAGAAUACAUACCGAGUAGCAUUAUCACCUACUCAAUCGCUCAACAGCACGUUUCAGAUGUACUGUAUUCUGAGUCCGUUUGUAAAAUGCACACAAACUGUUUAAAUAUCUAAGAGAUCUGUUUUUCUGUCUAUUCAUUGUCCAUUUUGAUAAUGCUACUAUGUGCUGCUUUCUGCCUCCAGAGUUACUAAGUGACCCCUGACACCCAUGUCCUCUCCCCAGGUAUAAUGCCAGGCCGCUACAACCAGGAAGUGGGCCAGACCAUCCCCAUGUUUGCCUUCCUGGGAGCCAUGGUUGUGCUGUCCUUCUUUGUGGUGCAGCUCACCAAAUCCAAAAGCAAGCCCAAACGACGGAAACCCAGAGUCAAACGUGCAACUUACCUUCAGCAUCAACAACUGGCACCAACAGGCAAGAACCCCACAGUGUGA
Molecule: messenger RNA, 7997 nt
Organism: Coregonus sp. 'balchen'
Lineage: Eukaryota; Metazoa; Chordata; Actinopteri; Salmoniformes; Salmonidae
Source: the annotation of a GenBank genome assembly